AUGCAUAAUUCAAGGGAGAGAAAUAAGGAAAUAGUUAUAUCAAAAGGUUAUGUGGGGAGCAAGCAGUCCUCUAGUUUUGAGGAUACUAAUUCUGCUAAAGAGAAAGCUAAAUCUAUCUAUCCACCUAUAGAAAGCCAUUGGAAUUUACCUCCUCAAAAGGAGUACAAGAAAUUGUCUUCAUUAAACUUAAAUUGCAAGUCCAUGUUGUCUUACCCACUCAAGAUUCGGGAUUCACUAAAGAGAAUUAGAAAGAGCCAAAGCUUGCUAGCAGUUCCCAAAGAAGCUCGUGAUCCAAAAGAUGAUCAAAUUGUUCAAUCUUUCCGUGAAUUGCUUUUGCUCGAGGGCCAUCUACCAGGGAAACACGGUGUGAUUACCACACACUUUUACGCAUUGUUUGAGUACUGUGUGGUGAAGUGUGAAUCGGGCAAAGAUGAUGUUCUGUUUGGAGAAUUUAAGUUCGAAGAGUACAAAGAGGUUAAGAAAUGCUAUCCUCAUGGAUUUCAUGGAGUUGAUAAGUAUGGAAGACCACUAUACAUAGUGGGUUAA
Molecule: messenger RNA, 546 nt
Organism: Camellia sinensis
Lineage: Eukaryota; Viridiplantae; Streptophyta; Magnoliopsida; Ericales; Theaceae
Source: RefSeq, a predicted model, not a curated record